AUGAUGUCUCGAAGUCAGUCGAGUCUGGGGUAUAUGGAUUCAGGGCGAGAGGAUUCUGCGCCGGGAGCCUCGCCGUCCCUGAACCAGCAGUCUGCCUCUGGGCCUAUCAAUCUAUCUGGUCUGGUAUGCAACGUGCGGCGAACGACUGGCAAGGAACCCCGUCCUCUCGUCGGUGCCACCACGACCAUACUGGGCGAUAAGCUAUACGUGUUCGGAGGCCGGAUCCUCUCGCGCAGCCGCCCUCAACUCACCUCCGACCUUUACGAAUUGGAUUUGAUUCGACGACAUUGGACGAAGGUAGAGCCCGCUGGAGAUGUUCCACCGCCGCGGUACUUCCACAGUGUGUGUGCUUUGGGGGAUAACAAGUUGGUCUGUUAUGGAGGCAUGUCACCUGCACCAACUACGCCAAAGGACCCCGAGAACCCCGCGGAACCGCCAUCGCAGUCACAAUCGGAAGUCGUGGUUAUGUCGGAUAUUCACAUCUUCGAUGUACCAUCGAGGUCAUGGACGCGUGUUGCUGCUCAUGAAUCUCCCCAGGGGCGCUAUGCACACUGUGCUACGAUCCUACCGUCGAGCGCUUGCUUCACAUCUGCAAGUGCACCACUAUCCGCCAUCCACAAUAAUCCCGAAUCCUCCAGUCAUCAAGGUACACUCGGCGUGGAUAUUGACGGCUUCGGAGGUGCAGAGAUGGUUGUGGUCGGUGGCCAGGAUAGUUCCAAUCAUUAUAUCGAACAAAUCAGUGUCUUCAACCUGCGGAGCCUCAAGUGGACCAACACUAGCCCCCUGGGAAGGAGCUGCGGUGCUUAUCGCAGUGUCGUAGCUCCUCUGGUGGGAAUGGAUGUGUCCGAAAUUGGAUCCUCAGCUCCAGACCGCGAUCAACAUGAGCCGAUUCAAGAUAGCACUGAAUCGCCAGGUUGCCCCAUGCUGAUAUACUCCAACUACAAUUUCCUUGAUGUCAAGCUGGAGCUGCAGGUGCGCCUGCCGGACGGACGCCUUGUCGAACGACCUAUGCAGAGCCAAGCAUCACCUCCGGGACUGCGAUUCCCAAAUGGUGGCAUCAUCAAUGGCCACUUCGUUGUUAGUGGUACUUACCUGACUUCAUCAAAGCAAGAAUAUGCGCUGUGGGCUCUCGACCUAAAGACAUUGACUUGGGGCCGUAUUGAUGCCGGAGGAUCGGUAUUUGGACAGGGUAGCUGGAACCGAGGAGUGCUUUGGGCUCGGCGUAAUUCUUUUGUGAUUCUUGGACACAGGAAGCGAAGCCUUGUCGAUGAUUACAACCACCGACGAAUCAACUUUUCGCACGUUUGCCUGGUCGAGCUGGAGGCAUUUGGACUCUACAACAAUUCUUGCCGCACUUCUCCAACUUCAGGAUACAAGUCUUAUAGCUCCUCUUCCGUUCCAGCAUCUUUGCAGAAGAAACUAGUUCAGUUGACAUCAGGUGGGCGGCCAUUGUCUGCCGCAUCCGAUGAGCUAGGCAAACUCGCACAAACUUUGCCAGAGAUGGCCGACAUGGAGUUGCAGGCUGUCGGGGGAGAGCGUAUCUCCGUCAACUCCCGCAUCUUGACUCGACGCUGGGGUCCUUACUUUAUCCAACUCCUCCGCGAGUCGUCGGACGGAGGUAUUGCAGACAUCGGAACUCUUCGUCCGGCCCAGACACACCCAAGCCGCAACUCGAGUAUUACCAUCACUCCUUCGAUAGGCUCCGAUGCAACAACUCUUGUCAAUCAGUCUGUACCUUCGAAGUCUCUGCUUGAGAAUCUCGAAGUUCCUUCUGCUCACAGCCUCGCCCCAACCUCCCGUCCGCGUGUGCUCUACCUCCCCCAUACCAUUUUGACUCUCCAGGUGCUGGUUCAAUACCUCUACACAUCAGCCCUUCCACCCGCAGGCACCUCGCUUUGCACACCACAAAUUCUCUGCUCCCUUCUACAGCUUGCACGUCCGUACCAGAUCGACGGACUACUAGAAGCUACCGUCGAAAGACUCCAUCAAGUUCUCGAUGGGCGCAACGCCGCGGCCGUAUUCAACGCAGCUGCCAUGGCUGCCGGCGGUGGUCGUGGUACUGGAUUCAAUGGCGGACCAGGAGGUACACUGGAGGCUCUGAACGGAGCUUAUACCGGCCACAACGGCACUGCGCCCACAGUUGGCGAGAACAGCAACUCCCAACACGGUGCACUCACAUCGGGCUCGUCCGACACAGAGCACGGUGCUGCCUCCGCAUCAGCAGCGAGCAGCACAGGCGAUCUCACCAACUUCGCUCGAGGUCUUCCAUCUCUCCGCAUCGACACCAGUGUCUCCCAGAAUUCCCGCCACCGCAACGCCCGCCGCGACCGCGAGGAUUCCAUCAGUAAUCCGAGCACAGCGACAUCCGCGUCCAGCGCUAGUUUCAGCCAGUCCGACUCCGAAUGGGUCAGUGGCGAUGAAAGCCGUUCCCAGUCUCGGUCUACCCAUCACCGCCGUGACACAGACACCGAGUUGCGUCGCCCCCAGCGUGAGCUUUGGACCGGUGAUCUAAGCAGCGUUAUCGGUCUCCAGAAGCGCGGCUUGCGUGGUCUCAUGGAGGGCCGUCGCAUGCGUGAACGUAGUUCGAAGCCCGCUAGCACUGGCAGUAACUCGAUAUCUAUGCCGCAGUCGGCUGGCUCAGGUGAUCAACAUGUUCCUUUCCAAGGCGUUGCCAGUUGA
Molecule: messenger RNA, 2679 nt
Organism: Penicillium crustosum
Lineage: Eukaryota; Fungi; Ascomycota; Eurotiomycetes; Eurotiales; Aspergillaceae
Product: putative regulatory protein Ral2
Exons: 1
Coding region: 1-2679 (892 amino acids)
Biological process (GO): cell redox homeostasis
Cellular component (GO): cytosol; mitochondrion
Molecular function (GO): protein binding
Source: RefSeq, a predicted model, not a curated record